Messenger RNA from Carassius gibelio (silver crucian carp), 1900 nucleotides. Its product is annotated as protein SSXT-like. The record is from RefSeq and is a predicted model, not a curated record. Gene Ontology annotation, molecular function: transcription coactivator activity. The transcript has 10 exons. Gene Ontology annotation, biological process: positive regulation of transcription by RNA polymerase II. Lineage: Eukaryota; Metazoa; Chordata; Actinopteri; Cypriniformes; Cyprinidae. Gene Ontology annotation, cellular component: nucleus. The coding region runs from base 99 to 1205 and encodes 368 amino acids.
GUGAGCAAUGGUUGGCUCUGGUUACGCGCGUCCGUUCGCGAUCAGUGUGUGUGUAUUGACUGAACGGUAACGGUGAUCCCAAAUCACGGUUAAAUAACAUGUCUGUGGCUUUCGCUCCGCACCGGCAGCGCGCCAAGGGCGAUAUAACACCUGCCGGGAUACAGAAGUUAUUGGAUGAAAACAAUCAGUUGAUUCAGUGCAUCAUGGACUUCCAGAGUAAAGGAAAAACAGCUGAAUGUUCACACUACCAGCAGAUGCUGCACAGAAAUCUAGUGUAUCUGGCCACAAUAGCAGACUCCAAUCAGAACAUGCAGUCUCUGCUGCCCGCCCCUCCCAGUCAGAACAUGGCCAUCAAUCAGAGCGGAGCGAGUCCACAGCUGCCCCACGGUCACAGUAUGGCAUCAGACGGGCCGCCCGCAGCACACAUGCAGAGCCAGAUGAACGGACAGAUGCCAGGUCCAAACCACAUGUCGAUGCAGGGCCCGGGGCCCAACCAGACCCCCAGCAUACCCAGCGGCUCCAUGAACAUGACACCCAGCAGCCACGGCUCCAUGGGGGCGUAUAACCACACAGUGCCCUCCUCGCAGGGAAUACAGUCACAGGGGCAGAUGAACAUGAGCCAGGGGCAGCCCAUGGGCAACUACGGCCCCCGGCCCAACAUGACCAUGCAGCCCAAUCAGGGGCCGAUGAUGCACCAGCAGGCUCCUUCCCAACAGUACAGCAUGCCCCCCUCUGGAGGCAGCGGGCAGCAUUACCAGGGCCAGCAGAACCCCAUGGGCAUGAUGGGGCAAGGCAAUCACGUGAUCGCACAGCGGCCCAUGCCCCCCUACAGGCCGCCACAUCAAGGACCUCCCCAGCAGUAUCCUGGUCAAGAGGAGUACUACACGGAGCAAUACAGCCACGCAGGACAGGGGGCGUCAGAGGGAAGUGCACAGUACGGUCAGCAGCAGGAGGCGUAUCCGCAGGCCCCCCCCCAGCAGCAGACGUACCCCCCGCAGCAGCAGUACACGGGACAGCAGGCGUACCCCGGACAGCAGCAGGCCUAUGCUGCGUCUCAGGGCGCUCCGAGUCAGUACCCCAACUAUCCCCAGAGUCAAGGGCAGCAGUAUUCGGCCUACAGACCGCCUCAGCCCGGACCCCCACAGGGACAGCCCCAGCGCCCCUAUGCUUUUGACCAGGGGCAGUAUGCCAACUACCAGCAGUAGAUGACGAGCUUUUGACUUCCCGACCAAGUAUUUCCAGUCUGGAGCUGUGUGUGAUCUGAUGGAGGGCGUCCGUGCUCUCAAACUCUCCACAUCACCUGUGAAGAGAUGACUCUUCCCUUCUAAUGUAGACUGAACUCUUCAUUCGGCCACAAGCAUUUGAACAAACCGAUCAACGAUUGGCUCGAGCACAGGGAUCGAAUCAUGAAACCACUAUUAAACUCACUUAAGUUUUAACAGAGAAGCAAUUUCACAGCAGCAAAGCCUUAAGUGAAACCGCUGCCUUAUUCACAGCGACCUCCGAAAUCAGUGAAAACACAGAAACACACACAGCAGUGGAACGAACGCGUUUUGUUUUUCUAAUAAAGUUCAUUGUGUGUUGUUGUUGUUGUUGUUUUUGUGUUUUUCUCCUCUCCUGUACAUGUCAGAGAAGCAAUAAUGCUGAGGUGCGAAUGAAGGCUGGUGGAGAGGGGGAAAAUAGUUUUACAUUUCAGGUUCAGAACUAUGCUAUGAUGUAUAAAUGUAUUUUAUGCUUUAUCAAAUAGAGCUCAGAUUGAGCCCAGGUGUUGAACAGUAGCUCCACGUGUCGUCCCGUGUGCUUAUUGACUGUGUUUGUUUUCUAUUGUAAGGUGGGACGCUCCGUUUUAAAAUGAGAUGUAUGUCUUGCUGAUAUUUGAUUAAACUGAUCUGGUACUGUA